Molecule: messenger RNA, 2462 nt
Organism: Nelumbo nucifera (sacred lotus)
Lineage: Eukaryota; Viridiplantae; Streptophyta; Magnoliopsida; Proteales; Nelumbonaceae
Product: putative wall-associated receptor kinase-like 16
Biological process (GO): cell surface receptor signaling pathway; protein phosphorylation
Cellular component (GO): plasma membrane
Molecular function (GO): calcium ion binding; protein serine/threonine kinase activity; ATP binding
Source: RefSeq, a predicted model, not a curated record
ACGACCCAGCUAGUUCUAGGAUAGAAACUUGCUCAGUUGCUGUGCUCUACCCUUGUCUCCUUUCUACAUUCGCUAGGUUUUCAGGUUUUCAGUCGUGUCUGAAGGGAGAGAAAAACAGACAAAAUCAGAUGAUGUCUUGGGGCCUAACGAUCUUAUUACUAUGUCUUAUAGCACCGGCUGCAGCGGAAGUCGUCCCCUUCGCAAUGCCCGGCUGCCGUGAAAAUUGUGGAAGUAUCAGCAUCCCCUACCCAUUCGGUAUCGGAGAUCCUACCUGUUUCAAAAAUCCAUCCUUCGAGUUGGUCUGCAACGACAUAUUACACCCUCCAGUUCUUACCAUUAGUGACAUCCCGAUUCUGAAUAUUUCACUGGAAGAAGGUCUAGUGAAGAUCAGUCUCCCGCAAGCCCAAGAUUGUUACACUGAGGUCGGUUUUAGAUAUCCUCCAUUAUCUUCGUGGUUCUCAAAGGGCGAGCUGUUCACGCUCUCACAGAAGCGCAAUAUAUUCACAGCCAUAGGCUGUGACACCAUCGCUUUCGUGACAGAUUCCUCCGACGAAAACUUAGCGACUGGGUGCGUUUCUGUUUGCAACAGCCUCGGCAACGUAACUGAUGGAGUUUGCUCUGGUAUUGGGUGCUGCCAGUCCCCAAUUCCGACGGAACUCAACAAUAUUACCAUAAGUCUCUAUAGCAUCUAUAACCACACAAGAUGCUUUAGUUUCAAUCCGUGCAGCUAUGCCUUCGUGGCUGACCAAGAUUGGUUCAAUUUCUCAAGGUCAGACCUGUCGUUCAGUGGGGAUAGACCCAGAACCGCUCCGGCGGUGCUUGAGUUUGUUAUCGAGAAGACGACGUGUGAAGAAGCAGGAAAUGCAUGUGGCCCCAACAGCAAUUGCUCCACCUCCACAAAUGGUUCUGGGUAUCUUUGCCACUGUAAAGAAGGUUACCAAGGGAAUCCAUACCUUCCCCAAGGAUGCCAAGAUAUUGAUGAGUGUAGAGACAUCCACAACAAUCCCUGCGUGGAAGAAGCCCGGUGCGUAAAUACAAACGGUAGCUACAGCUGCUCUUGUCGACAUGGCUAUCGUGGUGAUGGUAAAGUAAAAGGAAAAGGCUGUAUCCGUGGUACCAAAGCAUUUCCAGUUAUAUCGGUUGUUGGAGGUACUGGUCUCAGCAUUCUCUUUCUACUUGCUUGUGUUUCUUUGUUAUAUUACACAAUGAAGAAAAGAAAGCUUAUCAAACUUAGACAGAAGUUCUUUCAACAAAAUGGUGGUUUAUUAUUACAACAGCAGAUCUCUUCCCGUAGAGGUGUUUCCGACAUUGCCAAGAUCUUUAGUGAAGAAGACCUUAAGAAGGCAACAAACAACUUUGGUGAAAGUCAAGUCAUUGGUCAAGGAGGUUAUGGCAUGGUUUACAAAGGAAUUCUACCAGAUAAAAGAGUAGUUGCCAUUAAGAAGUCUAAAAUAAUGGAUAAAAGCCAAAUUUUACAAUUUAUAAAUGAAGUUGGCAUCCUGUCUCAAAUCAACCAUAGGAAUGUGGUGAAGCUGUUGGGUUGUUGUUUUGAGACAGAAGUACCCUUGUUGGUUUAUGAAUUCAUCUCCAACGGAACCCUUUACGAGCACCUCCAUAAUGAAGAUCACACAUCAUCUAUUCCAUGGGAAAGUCGCCUGAGAAUUGCUUCUGAAACUGCAGGAGCAUUAGCCUAUUUGCACUCUGCACAUUCCAUACCAGUUCUUCAUAGGGAUAUGAAGACUGCCAACAUAUUGUUGGAUAGUAAUUAUAUUGCAAAAGUAUCUGAUUUUGGAGCUUCAAGGUUGGUUCCUACGGAUCAAACUCAAAUGACUACACUGGUUCAAGGGACAUUAGGUUAUUUGGACCCAGAAUGUUUUCAUACAGGUCAAAUAACAGACAAAAGUGAUGUUUAUAGUUUUGGUGUAGUCCUUGUGGAGCUAUUAACUGGGGAAAAACCACUGUCACCAGAGAGGCCUCCAGAACAUAAAAGUUUAGCCAUGUAUUUCCUUUCUUCAAUCAAAGAGAACCGUCUCUUCGAAAUACUCGAGAAUAGAGUUCUGAAUGAAGGAAACAAAGAGCAAUUAUUGGCUGUUGCUAUGCUUGCAAAGAGAUGCCUAACGGUAAAAGGUGAAGAAAGGCCCACAAUGAAAGAAGUGGCAGCAGAGCUUGAAGGGGUGAGAAAGUCCCAACAGCAUCCAUGGAUAGAAGGAAAUCAAGAGGAAACUGAACACUUUCUGGGUGAACCUUCAAACUAUACAAUUAGUAAUGGAAAUGCAACAGGUCAAGAAAGCUUGGGAGACGACUUCAUAUUGGCAAUUGAUAUUGCACGCUAAGAAUUUAGCCCAAUGUCUUGCAAAAAUCUUAAGUUCCUUUAUGUGCGAACCCUUGAAUAAUUAGUGCAAGUGUUUGUAUUAAAUAAAUUGGUAAUGUAAUCAAGAGUACAAAUUUUACUGCUUGUAAUA